Molecule: messenger RNA, 1394 nt
Organism: Rhagoletis zephyria (snowberry fruit fly)
Lineage: Eukaryota; Metazoa; Arthropoda; Insecta; Diptera; Tephritidae
Product: organic cation transporter protein-like
Biological process (GO): transmembrane transport
Cellular component (GO): membrane
Molecular function (GO): transmembrane transporter activity
Source: RefSeq, a predicted model, not a curated record
CACGUUUUGGAAACAAUGCUUCUCUCAUCCUUAAAGUAUAGACUUCAAUACUUGAAUAUGUCGGUCCUAGAUAUCGCACAUUUGUGGCGAACAUGUCAAUAGCUUUAUUUUUUACGGCCGCAGCCUGUUUAUUACCCUGGAUUGCCUAUUUUAUUGCAAACUGGAAGUUGUUUGCUAUUGCCACCUCUGCCCCACUAAUUUUGGUUGUGUUAACUCCCCUUGUUAUUCCAGAGUCGGCAAGAUGGCUUGUAUCGCAAGGCAAAGUGGAACAGGCUAUAUCUAUACUGAAGAGGCUCGAGAAAGUGAAUGGAAAACACGUACCCAUGGAUACAUACCAAGCUUUUAGUGCUAGUUGCUUGAAAUUGAAACAAGAAGAGUCUAAAAAUAGUAGUUAUUCAAUUUUAGAUCUUUUUAAAACGCCCCGUUUGCGACGGACCACAAUUCUACUCAUUGUCAUUUGGAUGGCAAUUUCGCUAGUAUUUGACGGUCAUGUACGGAAUGUAAGCUCUCUGGGAGUGAACGUAUUUUUCACCUUUACCGUAGCUUGCUUCACAGAGUUCCCAGCAGAUACUAUCCUAACGCUUAUACUAGACAAAUGGGGACGUCGUUGGUUGGCAUGUGGAUCUAUGAUUGCCAGUGGCAUUUUCAGUUUGCUCGCAACACUUGUUCCACCUGGAAUUUACUUUGCUUCUUUAGCUAUUAUGGGUCGCUUCUUUGUUAAUAUUUCAUACAAUAUUGGUUUGCAAUAUGCUGCUGAAAUUUUGCCUACCGUUGUCCGAGCUCAAGGAGUCGCUUUUAUUCACAUUAUGGGAUAUGUUGCGAGCAUUAUAGCUCCCUUUGUUGUAUAUUUAGAAAAGGUUUCCCCGGCCCUUCCACUGGUAAUUUUGGGCGUUCUAGGAAUCAUUGGCGGAAUACUGGCUUUACUACUGCCAGAAACGCUUAAUCAUGAUCUUCCUCAAACGCUUACAGAUGGUGAAGACUUCGGACGGGGGCAGAGCAUAUGGGACUUCCCGUGUUUGGCAAAAAAAUUGGAUGAAUGCACCGACUUAGAAGUGAGACCACAAAGUUUUGCCCGCUCAACACAAACCGGCGCAUCGCUCCGAUCUUCCACCCGUGGGGAACUACGGUCGAGCAUUUUAAGAAGAUCAGCUAAUUCCCGUUACUCAUCAAAACUAUGAAUACGUUCAAAUAUUUUGCUAGGUUAAAAAUUUCAUAAGUACAUUUGAAGCAAAGCUUCUCAAACGUUGUUCAAGAAGUUGAUUGAGUCCAUACACUUGUGAUAUUAGGAAUAAGUAUACGGGACAAAAGCAUUUUAAUAAAGUGUAGAGUUGUAAUGGUGCAACAUUAUUAAAACUAUUGCAUAUUGUUCACUGAAGUAUUUAAUAAAUAAAUAA